Pelagomonas calceolata is the source of this 4305-nucleotide messenger RNA. The record is from the annotation of a GenBank genome assembly. NCBI's taxonomy places the organism in Eukaryota, Pelagophyceae, Pelagomonadales, Pelagomonadaceae.
UGCACGCAGAGAGCGGGUGCUAUUACGCCCGGGGAAGCCGCCCACGGGCACAAAGCGGCAGCUGGUCCCAUCUCCCGCAAGCCUGGGGCAGCCGUCGCGCCGUACGGUACGGAUCAAAGCGCCCACCGGGCAGCACACCAACAAUGGCCGACGACGCCAUCCCGACGACGCCGGUAACAAAACCCAAGGACCGCUGGAAGCAGCGCGACAACCCCGACUGGGUGAGCGGCUGGAAGGACGAGGAAAAGAAGGAUUUAGAUGAAUACUGCGCGAUGCUCCGGGCGGACCCUAGAGCGCGGACUCCGGGAAGAACAGAAGACGGCGGCGUGAAGCUCCAGAAGGGCACGACGAUGGCCGUUCCGCGGCGCGGCGGCAGCGGGAGGUUUAUUGAAGCGCGGCAGAGCGACACGACGCUGCUGACGAUCGCGAAGGGUCGCUCCGUGCGGUCUGCCAUGGAAACCAUCAGAGUGAAAUCGAGACAGCGGUCUAGAAAUGGGUCGAGAGCAAGAAGGCGGACCUUUUCUGGGGUGCCGUCCGAAGUGUUGACCGUCACCAAGCCCACAGUAGGUGGCGAGCCCACGCCGGCGGCGAACGCAUUUAGAGAGAAGACGGGGCUUACCUCCACCGAAAAAGCGAAGGCCGGCGAGGAGCAAUUGACACCCGACGAGAAGCGGUUACAACGAAUAGCGCGGAUGGAAGAAAAGGCCGCGAAAGCUCUGGAGAAGAAGCCGCGGCGGCCGGCCGGCGAGCCCCCGCCGAAGAAGCAGAAGAAGCCGUCGCCGCCGAAGCCGAGCAAGAUCAAGGCCCUCGCGAACUUCUUCACUCCCAAAAAAGAGGAAGAAGUUGUGGUAGCUAGGCCGACCACGGCGGAAUCCUCGAAACGAGUUUCAUUUACGCCGGACACCAAGACGCGCGAGUCUUCUCGGGCGCCGUCUCGAGCGGAGAAGAAGGUGGUGCCGCCGGGUUCGAAUACGCAGGGCGGGUCCUGGAAGUUCUCAGAUGUCCCUACGAUCGAACACAAGCAGAUCAGUCCGUCUCCGGAAAAGCCGAUGCCGCGGAUUAUUAUGCCGGACGUUGGAGUAAGAUGCCGCACGAUCAACUAUGACGAAGUGUUAGAUGUCCAGGAAGCGCUGGAUCAGCGGCGCAAUCUCUCCGUGCGGGAGCAGUUGCAGAAUAGAAUAAUCCGCGACCAUGACCCGCGUUUGGCGGAAAAGAAACGCCUGACCGUCGCGAAGCCGCCGCCGGUGACCAACAACGACUUCACGGAGGCACUGCGUGCGUUUUCGGCGUCCUCGCGUCGCGUCGAUGGCGUGGCGGUUGACACGCUAUCACGCUGCGUCACGCAGGCAAGGAGGUCGUGCGCACGCGCAUGGAGCAGCUCCAGGCCCUCGAGGACGCGCAGGACGCGGCCGCAUCGGCGAAGAAGCCGGUGCCCGAAGAAGUCACGAAGAAGGACGAGGACGAGGGCCCGCGGCGGAUCAAGGCGCGCGACCGCGACCAGCGGUGCGCGGCGUGCCGCUGCGAGGCGCGCGGUUUGUUUGCGGCGUCCUUUUUUUUAUGCGUUGCCCCGUACGCCGUCGACGACACGACGACGCAGGCAUGGAGCCGACGUACGCGCACACGUGCGUCAAGGGGAUUAAAUUAGCGGCCGGCGAGCUCAGCGACUCUACUGAAGAGGAGGAGGUCGAGGCCAUGGAGAUGUACGCGCGGCUGGCCGAGGCCGAGGACCCGCGCGACUUCGAGCAGACCUUGCAGGAGGCGCGAAAGCGAGCUUUACAAGAGGAGAACGAGAUACAGCAAAGCAUCGAGACGCUCGAAGAAUUGGCGCGGGAGCACGUGAACGAUUCAUUAGCUGUGAUGGAGUAUCGGUACGAGCUGCGACAGAUGUCGAAGUUCGGGUUCCUCUCGGGUUUGAUUUCCGCGCCGCGGGCUCACGUCGAGCGGAACGUCGCGAAGGCGGUGCUCCAGGGCUCGCCCAAGAACCUUCGGACGGCCCUGAUGGUCCUGUCGACGUUCCCGCCCGUUCGUUAUUCGGUGUCCCCUUUACGCUAUCGACGCCACGCGUCUGCUGACACGAGUCGCUGCGACGACGCGCCUGUUGGGGAUCGAGCCUCGCAAUUCGUAGAUCGAGACGACGCGCGCAGGUCGCAGACAAGGAGUCGAAGCUCGCGGCCGCGGCGACGACGCUCUACAACCUCGCGCGCGCCGUGGCGCCCAAGUUCACCGACGACACGCCCGAGUGGUCUUGACUCCGCGUUGACACCAUCGAAGCGUGACGCCAUCGACGCGAUGCCCGACGCAGGCUCUCGGACAAAUUGGGCGAGAUUCGCGCGUCGGCGGACGAGAGCGAGCCCCUCGUCGUGACCUGCGUCAAGAUGUGCAUGGUCCAGCGGAAGAUGGAGCUGCGGGACCGCGUCAAGGACGGUCAGAAUGAUGACAAGGGCGACCUCAAGCUUGUACCGUGCUCGAAGAAGUCGAGGGCCGAGGACGGGUCGUCGCGGGCCCACGCCGCGUGCUUCGAGGCCCUGAUCAACGCGGGCGCCGAUGUGGACCAGUGGGACGGCGAGGGCCUCGCGCCGAUCCACCACGCCGCUAAAAGUGGAGACGCGGGCUGCGUGCGGUUCUUGUGCGGUUCGUGUUCCGUGUCCUUGUUUUUCCUUCUUCGCGUCCCGUGUGAGCCGGCCGAUCGGCGGCGCCUCGCCCCCGCUCUCGUCCGUCUGGCUCCAGCCGCGGCGCUGGCCUGCGUCGGGUCGCGUCGAUGGCGUACUGGCGGGUACCGAUGACGUACUCCACCGCAUCAGUACAACAACAGUACGCCAUCGACGCGCAUCGGUAUGGGAAUCAACCUCCACGCCAUCGAGCAGACGCACUUACAUGGUCCACGCAGGUCUGGACGCGGACGCCGACCAGUUCGUCUGUAAUGAAGAAAGAGUACGGCCUUUACAUCUCGCCGCCGCCGUUUCCGAUCGGAGGCGCUCUUUACGGACCUGCAUCGCGCUGCUCGAGAGCGGCUGCGACGCGGCGUGUGCCGACUACGAGGGGCGGACCUGCCUGCACGUCGUUGCCGAGCGGGGACCGCGCGGCUUGGUCGAGCUGCUGAUGGACGCCGGCUGCUCGAAGGAAGCCGAGGACGUCCAUGGAAGGAAGCCGGCGGACGCGGCUGGGAGUGCGGGCCAAGCGAAAAUCGCGGAGAUCAUCCGAGGUUAUAAAGAUCCUGUCUUGAAGGUCGGUGGAAGUGUAGGCAUUUCGAAGCGGAUGGAGUUCCUCGAGACGGGGCAGCUGAAGCUGGACGGCGUCGGCGCGGAUAGGGGUGGCGGCGGCUCGUUACGCGCGUCCGCCAAAAAAUUAAGGAAGGACCUCUUCGCGAAGCUCAAGGGCAAGAAGAAGUACAAGGCGGGCAUGACGAAGCCCAAAAAGCCGCCGGUGCUGCCCGAGAUAAGGUUCCCGUCGGACGCGGAAACCUACAAACCGUGGGUGCGCUACGUGAGCGAGGCGGGCGAGCCGUACUGGUCUUGCUCCAGUGUCCUUUUUGUGUGGUUUCCCCGGCAGCACGCUGUCGCCGCGACCACGUCCGCGAGGCUACCCCGCCGGCACGCCGUCGCCGCGAGGCUACCCCGCCGCCACGCCGUCGCCGCGACGCGUACUCACCCGUCGACGGCACCGCAGGCACAACCCCGAGACGGACGCGUCGACGUGGGACGAGCCGCCUAAAUAUAUUCCCGCGCCCAAGGGCGAGGCGCGCGUCACGUCGGCCGAGAAGCGGGCUCGCGCUCAAGCGAAGAAAGCCAAGCGCCAGGCGCACCGGCGCCGGCUCGCCGCGGCGCCGGUCGUCGGCGACGAGCCGGCGCUCAUGGACGCGCCGUCGCCCAUCGCGACCACGCCCGAGGCGCGGUCGCGCCAGCUCCGGGCUCUGAAGCGGGCGGACUCCGCCCGGCGCGCGGCGACGCCCGCCGCCGGGUCCCGCUGCGCGACGCCCCAGCAGUUCAGCCCCACGAACGCCGUCGGCAUGGGCGCGCUCUUCGCCCCCUCGGGAGACGUGACGCCCGUCCGCCGGUCGGCCCGCUCUAGUCCCGACUCCGUGUUGAAUUUGGCUUGCCUUCUCCUCCGUGGCUCGUAGCCCAUCGACCUGAUGCUGUCACUGUCGUCUUCUUGACUGCAUGGGAUUCCACCACUGUGACGCAAUCGACGCGACGUCCAACGCAGGUCGCGCGUCGUCGACGCCGAUGGGAGAGGACCUGCCGCCCGAGGCGGCGCGCUUCGUCGCCCAGGUCAUGUCGCCGGAGCAGUCCCGAUCCAGUGUCCACC